Molecule: messenger RNA, 3060 nt
Organism: Medioppia subpectinata
Lineage: Eukaryota; Metazoa; Arthropoda; Arachnida; Sarcoptiformes; Oppiidae
Source: the annotation of a GenBank genome assembly
AUGUUAUCCAUUGGCCAGCAGUUCUACGACGACGGCAUCUAUAGCUUCUAUUCGGACAAAACUCUUUCCCAACAUUUCUCUCAAUCGACAAUCAAUUCUCAAAUGUCUAGUCAAUCGUUUGAUCCGACAUCCAGUCCAUUGGCCAGCAGUUCUUUUACGGCCAGCCCUAUGAUCGCUACCGGAUCUCAGCGGCGAUACCUUAAACAACACUCGACACCAAUGAAUAGCCAAAAGUGUAAACCAUUUUCGCCGACAGUCACCGACUCCACUAAAAAGGAGUUAGAUUUUGAGCUGAGCUGCUCUUCAGCGACUAAACACGACUCAAUGGCCGCCAAAAAUCGAGCUCUUUUUUAUCGCAAUGAAUCCAUUAUCGAAGGCCCGACUCUUUCCAAUGCGUUUGCGUUCAGUAGUGUUGACGACAUCUUGAGCCCACCCGCCGGCGCCUCAGACCGUGAAUGUCAGUACUUGACAUCAAUGAGCGUUGAGAUACACGCGUCGACUCGCGCUAAACUCAAUCCCGAUCCCAACACGGAUCCAAUCGAAGUGAUAUUCUAUAGCGUGUCGUGCGAUGCGCCGACCGGUGCUGACGCCGAUCCCUUGCGUCCGAAAUAUACGACCGGUUUGAUAGCCGUCGAGCCGGACGUCGAGACCGUCGAGUCGUUGAGCGCCAGUACAAACACUGUGCGCACUCGGCAUCGGCGAGCCUUGCAUUCAAUGAGCGCCGCCCACCCGGAGCUGACCGUCGAUUACGUGGACGACGAGAUCAUCUUAUUAAUGAAGUUCGCGGAACUCGUCCAACGCUUUGAUCCGGACAUUAUCGUGGGCUACAAAGCGGACACUCUGUCCUGGGGUUACGUUAUGAAGCGGGCGAAUGUGUUGAACGUGUCGAUCGCCACAGCGUUGUCGCGGGUGACCGACGAUCGGUUCGGCCGUAACGUCGACGGCUCGGCUAACGUCAAGUGCGAACUGUGCGGUCGAGUGACUCUCAAUUUGUGGCAAAUACUCAGACAUGAGGUGACACUCACUCAAUACAACUACGAGAACGUCCACUUCCAUGUCCUUCACGAACGGGUGCCGGCGUUUAGCUAUGAGACACUCACCCGACUGUACGCCAAUCGGGCGGAUCAGUACUCGCGGCGGCGGGUAAUCGACUACUACCUGACCCGUGCGGUGGGUUCGCUGCGACUGUUGGAUCGGUUGGACUUUGUGGCGAAGAACGGCGAGUUGGCCCGACUGUUCGGCAUUCAGUUCCAUGAGGUGUACUCCCGUGGGUCGCAGUUUCGGGUCGAGUCCAUAAUGUUGCGUAUGUCUCGCGCCGCUGGUCUCAUACCAGUGUCUCCGAGUCCACGACAGGUCCACUCUCAACGGGCGCCAGAGUUUUUGCCACUAAUUCUGGAGCCGUAUUCCGGCUAUUAUCGCGAUCCCGUUGUGGUGUUGGACUUCCAGAGCCUCUACCCCUCGAUGAUGAUCGCCUAUAACUACUGUUACUCCACGUGUUUGGGACGAGUGGAUCAGCUCAUUGAACAAACCGAGUUCUCAGAGUUUGGAUGCAUUGGUCUUGAAGUGCGAAAGCAAUUGCUAUAUAAGUAUCGCAACGAUAUCCACAUCUCUCCCAAUGGAGUGGUUUUUCUCAAAGACUAUGUCCGCAAAGGAAUACUACCGAAAAUGUUGGAUGAGAUUCUGGAGACAAGAAUUAUGGUUAAGAAUGCGAUGAAAAUGAAUAAUAAGAAACAGAAUCCGAGUAAAGGUCUGCACCGGAAACUGGACGCCAGACAACUGGGCCUUAAAAUGAUCGCAAACUUCACGUACGGCUAUACGAGCGCCAACUUCUCGGGUCGUAUGCCGUGCGUCGACGUCGCCGACAGUAUUGUCGCCAAAGGCAGGGAAACACUGGAGAGAGCCAUAAAUCUGGUCGACAGUACACCCGAAUGGGGCGGUAAAGUGGUCUACGGAGACACCGACAGCCUCUUCAUCCACUUCCCCGGUCUGUCCAAAGAGGAGGCCUUCAGAAGGGGUCACGAGAUCGCCGAAGCGGUCACUCAGACCAACCCAAAGCCCGUGCGACUCAAGUUCGAGAAGGUAUACCUGCCGUGCGUUUUGCAGACAAAGAAACGAUACGUCGGCUUCAGCUACGAGUCCGUCGAUCAGUCGAAACCCACGUUUGACGCCAAAGGCAUUGAGACCGUACGGCGAGACACGUGUCCAGCGGUGGCCAAAAUGCUGGAGAAGUCCCUUCGGAUACUGUUCGACACCGGAGACGACGUGAACGGAGUGAAGCACUAUCUGUACCGUCAGUUCCAGAAGGUAUUAGACGGGAGAGUGAAUGUGUUGAACGACUUUGUGUUCGCCCGCGAGUAUCGGGGCGUUGAGAACUAUAGCGAGCGCUCACACGUGCCCUCCAAAGAGAUCGCCGCCCGUCGGCUGGCAGUCGACCCGUACGCCGAACCCAAACACAAGGAACGGGUGCCGUAUGUCGUGAUCUGCGGUCCGCCGAACGAACCCAUCUAUAAGCUGAUCAAAGAGCCGCUGGACGUGAUUAACGACCCGUCGCUGCGUCUGAACGCCCAGUACUACAUCGAGAGGGCGAUCGUACCGGCGCUGAACCGGGUCUUCGAGCUGAUGGGUCACGACGUGAACCACUGGUACCGAGAGAUGCCUAAACGCAUUCACUAUAACCGCUAUCAAUACCUGUUGGCCAGGGAUAAGAAGACGGCUCCGGCGCGGACUAUACCCCAGUUCUUCAACACCGCUCAGUGUAUUGUAUGCGACGCCAACUCAAAGGGCGGCGACUUUUGUCCGGAGUGUCGGCAGCGGCCGCACGAGUCGAUCCGUUCGGUCUGCGCCGACAUCCGUACGGCUGAACUCGCGUACCAACACGUGCUCAACGCCUGUCGUCAGUGUAGCGGCAGCGCCGACGGCAGCCAACUCUGCACUUCCAUUGAGUGCCCAAAUCUCUAUCGAUACCAUCAGUCAAGACUGGAUCUGAUGAACGCUCAGUACAUGAGUGGUGUUCUUCACAAAAAGAAAGGAAAGGGAACCACAAUUGAGACAAACUUUUAG